Acipenser ruthenus (sterlet) is the source of this 4627-nucleotide messenger RNA. RefSeq names its product antigen WC1.1-like. The record is from RefSeq and is a predicted model, not a curated record. Gene Ontology annotation, cellular component: membrane. The transcript has 19 exons. Bases 24 to 3947 code for a protein of 1307 amino acids. Lineage: Eukaryota; Metazoa; Chordata; Actinopteri; Acipenseriformes; Acipenseridae.
AACAGCAGGGCUGGGUGCAACCCAUGGGCUUGUUGAAGGUUUACAUGGCAGUGAAGUUCCAUCUUCUCUUCUGGCCUCUGUGGGCUUCAGCAGUUGCUCCUGACAAAAUUCGUCUGAGUGGCGGUGCACACAGCUGUGUUGGGCGACUGGAGGUGUACCACAGUAACGAGUGGGGCAUCGUCUGCGCGAGGAAACCGAACGAAGCAACCGCCAAGGUGGUCUGUCGCCAGCUACGCUGCGGGAACGUGGAGGAGAUGAACGUCGGCUUCAGCUUCGGGCAGGACCCCCCCCACAAGGUGUGGCUGGACGAUGUGUCCUGCAAUGGAUCUGAGUCCUCCCUGUUUCAGUGCAGCUCCGUCAACUGGGGGGUCCACGAGUGCAACUUAAAAACCGAUCACUUUAACAUCAAUUGUUCAGAGCAUAUUAAGGUCUCCCUGGCAGAUGGAGUGGAUCGGUGUGCUGGCAGAGUCGAGAUAGCCUACCAGGGGAGGAAUGGCACGAUCUGCCCCCAAAAUUGGGGUCAGCGUGAAGCUGAUCUCGUCUGCAGAGAGGUUGGCUGUGGGGAGGCGUUGAGUUUCGGGAGGGGGGCUGUGUUCGGCCCGGGAGCUGGACCAGUCUGGAUCAACGAUCUGAGCUGCACCGUCCACGACACAAACAUCUGGGAGUGUGGCAGAAUGAUGAACCGCAAGUGCAAGGAUGAAGAAAAAGCUGCCAGCGUGGUGUGUGCGGACCACAUUGAAGUGAGACUGGCUGGCAGAGAAGAUGCCUGCUCGGGGACACUGGAAGUUAGGAAGGGGAAAGAUUUGUUAUCGACUUGUCCGCCUGAGAUUGACUUGACCGACCCUGACAAGAUCUGCGAGAAACUGCGCUGUGGAAAUGCCACCUCUUCUCGACCAAUCAACUGCACUGGCUCAAAUCUGACGUGCUCAGGCAGAGUACAUGUCUCAGUAGACAGUCACUGCUACGGAACUGUGCGUAUCAACCACACCGGCCAGGAGGGGGCAGUGUGCUCCAAUAACUGGGAUCUCAAAGCCGGGACGGCGGUUUGUAAGAGUGUGGGCUGCGGUAAGGCCGUCUCUGUGUACAGCACCCAGGGAAGAGGGCCAGUCUUUCUUGACUACCUGCGAUGUAAUGGCAACGAGAAACAUCUGUGGCAUUGUGGAGCCCUGCGACCCACUCAGGAGAAUUGUCAACAUGCUGCUGUGAUCUGCAGCGACAGCGUGAAAACACGUCUGAUGGAUGGACACGGUCCCUGUGCAGGGAGAGUGGAGGUCUUCUACCGGGGGGAGUGGGGGAGGGUGUGUAACACAGACUGGGACAUGAAAGACUCCAACGUCGUGUGUGCUGAGCUGAACUGCGGUAAAGUCCUGUCCUUCCACCAAGCACCCAUCUUCAGAAGCGGCCAAGGAAGAGGCUGGAGAAGCAAAGUGCACUGCAGCAGCACUGAGACAUAUUUGCGGGAUUGUCCGGGAGGCGCUGACUGGGGCAAGGACUACUGCUCUCACAACCAGGAAGUCGGAGUUGUAUGUGGAGAACACAAGAAGCUACAACUGGCAAACGGCACCUCUUGCUCCGGUGCUGUCGAGAUAUUCAGCCGUGGCAGCUGGAUGGGUCUGAGUGGUGCAUCUUGGGAGCAGGCUGCAGCCCAGGUGGUGUGCAGGCAGCUGCAUUGUGGGAACGCUGUCUCCAAAGAGGUGAAGGCUUUGGGGAGCGGGGAGGUGUGGAGCCAUUGGUUCAACUGCUCUUCCACAGAGGACAACGUGUUUCGCUGCCAAGCUGAGAAGGUGGCAAAGAGCGAUCCUGAAAAGGACGGCUUUGCAUACGUCAAUUGCUCAGGGAGCGUGUCCGUGAACCUGACCGGCUCAGAGGACCGUUGCGCUGGGCUGGUGGAGGUGUGUUUGGAGGGUUCUUGUGGUUCCGUGUGCGGCAGAGACUGGAGCGCGAAGGAGUCCGAGGUGGUGUGUCAAGAACUGGGCUGCGGGAAGGUGGUCGAAAUGCUGGAUGACUUUACAGUUCCGUCUGAAAACACGCGGCCCCUGCUGGAUUUUGUGAGGUGUACGGGCAAUGAGUCCUUUCUGGCCCAUUGCAACCUGCUGAAAGUGGGCAGCCAACAGUGCCAGAAAAGCAAUGCAAAGGUGAUCUGUUCAGACAGCAUCAAGCCCCGCUUGGUCGGUGACGAAGGCCGUUGCGCGGGGACAGUGGAGGCCUACCACUCUGGGAGGUGGUGGUCGGUGUGUGACCAGAACUGGAGCAAGGAGGCUGGGGACGUGGUGUGCAGACAGCUGGGGUGCGGGCUGGCCGUGGAGAUCCACAGAGGAGCUUACUAUGGACCGGGGUCCGGACAAGGCUGGGUGAAUGUCAGAGCUUGCCAAGGAAGCGAGGAUUCCUUCUCUCAGUGCAUCUCUCCUGGUAAGGGGCAGCAGUGCACGGGGCAAGCUGGUGUCCGCUGUUCAGAACACAGGGAGAUCAGACUCCAGGGCCCAGAGCCCUGCUCUGGGAGAGUGAUACUCCACUACAACGACUCCUGGAGCCCAAUGUGCAGCGACCAGUGGGGGCAGAGCCAGGCAGACCAGCUGUGCCAGCACCUGCGCUGCGGGAAAACAAAGUCAGUGCACAACGACACCACCCUGCAGAGAUACAGCAAGUGGUUACGGCUCCAACCGUGUACAGAGAGCAAUCCCUGGGACUGCCCCCUGGAACCUGCAGACUGCACGGGGAAGACUGCUCAAGUCAGCUGCACCGACACAGUCAAGGCCACGCUGAGUGAAAAAUGCUCGGGCCAAGUCCGUCUCGCUCGCAACAGUCAGAACGAGAGAGUGUGCGGCGGGAACUGGGGUAUGACGCAGGCCAGGGUGCUGUGCAAGGAGCUGGACUGCGGCACCGCCCUGUGGACAGUUUGGGACUCGCGGCACCAGGACAACAACACACUGGAUGCCACGGUGGACCACGUGCGCUGCAACGGGGGGGAGUCUCUGCUGUGGAAGUGCAGAGCUCUGAGCAUUCCACCCAAAACGUGCAGUGCAGCGAAUGACAUCACCGUGGUUUGCGCAGCUGGUUUCAAAGCAAGGCUGUCGGAGCACUGCGGAGGCCGGCUGCAGGUGAAUCUCCGAGGAACCUGGGAAGAUGCUUGCCCUGUGAAUUCUAAAGGGGGAGAACUGGUCUGUAAGGAGCUGGGCUGCGGAACUAUGACAAAGACCCAAAUGACAACUGUCCUCACCAGCAAUGUCUCAAGGCCCUAUUUGAACUGUACACAGGAAUCCAAGGAGUUGUGGCAGUGUGCGACUCAGAAGACAUGCAGGCUGCAGGAACAUACCUUUGUGUAUUGUUCAGAAUACAGAGCUCCAUUCAAUCCUCUGCCCUUGAUUUUGGCCUUUGUGGUGAUUUUGGCUGUGCUGAUCUUGGUCUAUCCUUUGGUCCGACUCUACAAAUGGGCUAUGGUUAAAAUAAAUGCGAUGAAGAGAGCGUCGAAGGUGUCUGACAGUAUCUCUGACUACGAGGACAUCAACGCCAGUGAUGAUGAGCAGCCGGGCACGGAGCUGGAACGAUUAGCUUCGUCUGAGAGGCGUGAGAGAUCAGACGAGGAGGAUUCCCAAGAUCAGGACUUGGACUCUGACUCCUCCUUUACAGGUGGAGAUGUAAAUGGUGACGUGGAUGUGGAGAAGGGACUGGCGCGCCUCAACUCUGACAAGGAGGAUGUUUAUGAUGACGUGUCUGAGAGCCUGGACGAAGCGAACCCCGACGAGCCAGCCAACUUGCAAUGGGAGCGAAGAGACCAAGAGGGGUACCCCCCACCCCCAGACCUGGAUACCCAGGUCGAAUAUGAUGACGUGGAGGAACUUUUGGAGUCAGGACACUCCCUUUCGGAGCAUACCAGAGUGGGGGACCUGGGACAGACAGCAGGGGGCGAUGGUGAGACGUUAGACGGGACAGGGGAUCCAGACUGUUGAAGACUGAAGCAGUGGCUAUGAAAACAUUGGAAGACAAUGACAGCAAAGAGACUGUGAAGUGCUUGUAAGAUACUGGAACGAAAAAAAAAAUGGCUAGAAUUGUAUCCUGUUUUUAAAUGAAGGAUUUACAAUCAAUCUGCUUCUUAUCAGCAUAAGCUGGGCCCCAAAACUGUUGGGCGCAAAAUCAUUUGUGUUAUUCGCUUUUCUUUUUUGUUUAUUUCCUGUGCUGAAGGUCAAUCUCACUCCCCUGGUUUUCCAGCUACUAAACCGACUGAAAGCACAAACAAAUACCAACUUCAAUCACUUUGAAAAUGUACAAGACACUGAAUAUACUGGAGUCUGCAGUAGCUGAAAGUAAAAUUUGUACCAUUCAUUUUUAAUAACCAUGUGCAAAUAUACCUGAGUGAAGAGAAAAAACUGCCUAGCAGUAGUUGUUGUGUGCAUUAAUGAUUCAGAUAAUUGCUUGCAUCAUCAAGACGUGUAUUUUAGUGGCCCGAAAAUUUCAGUUCAUAUAUUUAAAUGUCGCAACUUUUAUUUUAGCGGGUUUUUUUCACCUGCAAAUGUGUUUUUUUAUGACGUGUGUUUGCACUGCACACUGUAGCUUUAAAUUGCAAUGUUUGUUUUGUGAAAAUAUUUGAAAUGACAAAACAGUGGAUAUACUGCGCAACUUUGUAUUUCGC